This is a messenger RNA of Symbiodinium necroappetens, 181 nucleotides long. NCBI's taxonomy places the organism in Eukaryota, Dinophyceae, Suessiales, Symbiodiniaceae. The record is from the annotation of a GenBank genome assembly.
GUUGGAGGUGAUGAUGAAUUCCGUGCUCCUUGUGGAGACGAGGGAUGGCCGACGAGCUGCCCAGCGGUUCCUUCUUCAAAUCUUCAGAUAUCGCGACCAACUGUUCGAGCAACUGCCAGACGACAUCCGCAGGAGGCAACUUGAGCAGCUGAUGCUCGAGUGGAAUGCUGACAUCGCCUAC